CUACAGCGUAGUAAUACGUACAGUGUCAGAGUACACGAGCGGACGCUGCACUCCCGCACAGAGUUCCCCAAUGCGAACCCCCGCUUUUCUCCUCAUGGUUCCAGUCCUCCCGCCACACCCAGCAGUUCACGCUUCGAUUCGCAACGGAGUCGAAUGAGGCAAUUUCCAGAAACGCCCGUGGAUCAAGGUCGCCUGCACGCGCUUCGCCGAGAUCCUUCGGUCGCAAGUCUGUUGUCGCUCUAUGACCACGAGGGCCGCCUCGAUGCAAAGGCGUUCUCGAACACUCCGCCCUCUAAUUACGAUAAUCGCGGAUCGGUACGUCGUUCGGGAUCGACGCUGCGGCAACUUCUGGGCGAUCCGGUGCAGUCGCAGGAGGACAUUACCUGGGCCGAGCAGUUCCUGCAGUGCGUCCACUGUCUU
Messenger RNA from Laetiporus sulphureus 93-53, 420 nucleotides. RefSeq lists its product as uncharacterized. The transcript has a single exon. The annotation marks the transcript as partial. The record is from RefSeq and is a predicted model, not a curated record. Lineage: Eukaryota; Fungi; Basidiomycota; Agaricomycetes; Polyporales; Laetiporaceae.